Molecule: messenger RNA, 738 nt
Organism: Cajanus cajan (pigeon pea)
Lineage: Eukaryota; Viridiplantae; Streptophyta; Magnoliopsida; Fabales; Fabaceae
Source: RefSeq, a predicted model, not a curated record
AUGGUCUUGGCUUGCAUCUUACGAAGAUACUGUGGCCACAAGGAGAAUCCCACUUACCUGAUGAUUGAGAAUUUUCUGAAGCAACAUGGCCACCUUUCAGCCAAAAGGUACAGUUAUUUGGAAGUAAAGAAAAUGACCAACUCCUUCAGAUACAAAUUAGGCCAAGGAGGGUAUGGUAGUGUAUACAAAGGGAGGUUACAAAAUGGAAGUCUUGUGGCAGUGAAGAUUUUAAGUAAAUUAAAAGGUGAUGGAGAAGAAUUCAUCAAUGAAGUUGCUAGCAUUAGCAUGACUUCUCAUGUUAACAUUGUCAGUUUACUAGGAUUUUGUCUUGAAGGCUUCAAAAGAGUUCUCAUAUACGAGUAUAUGCCCAAUGGAUCUCUUGAAAAGUUCAUAUAUGAAGAGAAAGAUCCUUUGAGGCUUAAACUCACAUUGAACUGCAGAACUAUGUACAAUAUUUCCAUUGGUGUUGCUAGAGGAUUAGAGUAUUUGCAUAAGGGUUGUAACACUAGAAUCUUGCAUUUUGACAUUAAACCUCACAAUAUACUGCUAGAUGAGUUGUUUGGCCCCAAAAUAUCAGAUUUUGGGCUUGCUAAAAUAUGUCCAAGAGAAAAAAGUACUAUAUCAAUGCUGGUUGCAAGGGGAACUGUAGGAUAUAUUGCUCCUGAAUUGUUCUGCAGAAAUUUUGGUGGAGUGUCACAUAAAUCAGAUGUCUAUAGUUAUGGAAUGAUGCCAUCUUGA